Molecule: messenger RNA, 1718 nt
Organism: Musa acuminata subsp. malaccensis (wild Malaysian banana)
Lineage: Eukaryota; Viridiplantae; Streptophyta; Magnoliopsida; Zingiberales; Musaceae
Product: transcription factor Pur-alpha 1
Biological process (GO): regulation of transcription by RNA polymerase II
Cellular component (GO): nucleus
Molecular function (GO): RNA polymerase II transcription regulatory region sequence-specific DNA binding; purine-rich negative regulatory element binding; DNA-binding transcription factor activity, RNA polymerase II-specific
Source: RefSeq, a predicted model, not a curated record
GCAGCGUCGAGCUUCUCUGCCACCUGAAGUCUCAGCACUGCAUCGGAAGGCUCUAACUGUGCAUGAGAAGUCCAACGAGUUCAACAAUGGUGCUUUUCGCUUGGGAUUUGUCUGGGGAAGCUCCUAAUCGUUGCGACCAUUCAUUGCCCAUGGUGUUCAUCCGGUUGCUUGUAGGGAUGCUGAUGAUUCAAGGGAACUUCUUCGUCCAUGCUCGUGACGAGCACCAGGUGUUUGUCCAAUUGCUCGUGAACGACCAUCCCUUACCCGCGCUAGGUUGUUGUUCCAAAGCUGGUCACAUCGAGGAGAGAUGGUGUGCCGUGGACAUGGAUCAGCGGAUUCGAGUUCGGAUCCAUCACGAACCCGACCCGAUAGGGCUCCCGCUUCUCUGCGCACGUUACCAUCGCCCGCCACGGAGAUUUUAACCGCGCCGGAGAUAGAAAAGCUUACGAUCCGAUCGGGAGAAAGUAAGAAAAUGACGAUAAAAAUGAAGCGAGUGAGAAGGAUUGCUUCCGGUCAAACCCCAUGGCGCCAACCCCCUCCCCGAACCCUAACCCUUACCCUAAUUAGCUUCCUUUGGCUAUUUGGCGCCUCGCAAGUCGAUGGAGCGGGGGUCUGGCGGGAACGACGUGGAGCUGCUGUGCAAGACGCUCCAGUUCGAGCACAAGCUGUUCUAUUUCGAUCUGAAGGAGAACCCGCGGGGGAGGUACCUCAAGAUCUCCGAGAAGACCUCCGCUACCAGAUCCACCAUCAUCGUCCCCGUCGGCGGCAUCGUUUGGUUCGUCGACCUGUUCAAUUACUACGUCAAUACCGACGAGUGCGACGCCUUCAGCAAGGAGCUGAAGCUCGACACCAAGGUGUUCUACUUUGACGUCGGUGAGAACAGAAGGGGGCGCUUUUUGAAGGUAUCUGAAGCAUCUGUCAGCAGAAACCGUAGCACGAUUAUUGUUCCUGCAGGAAGCUCUGGUGAAGAGGGAUGGACUGCAUUCAGGAAUAUUUUACAUGAGAUCAACGAAGAAGCGUCAAGGCUUUACAUUGUAUCCAAUCAGCAACAUAUGGAACCCUCCGAGCACCUUCCAGGGCUUUCAGAUGAUGUUGGUGCUGGAUUUAUCUCAGGUCACACUUCCCAACCCGUUUCAGGAUCAGACUUAAAUGUUGAUAGUUUGGUUGAACUGCAUCCUCAGGAUGAGAUCGGAAGCUUGAGGAUGUCAAAAGUAAUUAGAGCAGAUCAAAAGAGAUUCUUUUUUGAUUUGGGUAGCAAUAACAGGGGUCAUUACCUGAGGAUAUCUGAGGUGUCUGGAUCAGAUCGCUCAUCAAUAAUCCUUCCCUUGUCUGGCUUGAAACAUUUUCAUGACACGAUUGGUCAUUUUGUGGAGAUAACCAAGGAUAGACUUGGGGGAAUACCAGCUGUGAAUGUGCGAACAUUGGAGCCUGUUCAGAGAUGAUUAGGUGUGCAUGUGGUUGGUUUACUUUUACUUACUAGUUCUAUCUUUGCUAGCUGUUGUCUGAGUCUCUGUGUGGAGCACCGGUUACCGUGUGAUUUUUCUUUCUUCCAGUCCAAGGUGAUAAUUAUCACAUUUUGCUAUAUAAUGAAUCGGAAGUCAGAGAGUUUUUUGGCAAUCUUUGUAAUCAUGAAGGAACAGAGAAGUGAGACAUAAUAUGUCGUGACUUGCUCUUCUAGUGGUUAAACAUUUUGAAUGUGGAUUACUCUUGGGAUUUCA